Molecule: messenger RNA, 1293 nt
Organism: Argentina anserina (silverweed cinquefoil)
Lineage: Eukaryota; Viridiplantae; Streptophyta; Magnoliopsida; Rosales; Rosaceae
Exons: 6
Coding region: 143-952 (269 amino acids)
Biological process (GO): translation
Cellular component (GO): mitochondrial small ribosomal subunit; ribosome
Molecular function (GO): small ribosomal subunit rRNA binding; structural constituent of ribosome
Source: RefSeq, a predicted model, not a curated record
UUGAUUUCUAGCUUAAUAGGCCCAGUUUCUUAAACCCUUCGUCUCUGUAACUUUUGCUUUCCAUGCCCUAAGAUCACAAAGAACUCUCUCUCAGUCUCUCUGCCUCUGUGCUCCUCCUUGGUGCUCUUCAGUAUCUCCAGAAAUGAAAAUUUUUCGAUUUGCUCUGAGAUCGCUCAACGAUAAUGUAUCACACCGUUGUCAUCAGCCACACAGUGUGAGAACUUUUUCCACAUAUGUACCACCAGGUAGUAGAAUGGAUGAUAAGCAGAAUUCUAAUUCCUUUGAAUCCACUGAUGAUUUUGAGGCGCGGAUUUUCAGUAAAACUCCUGUAGGGGAUUCCAGAACAGAUGCUUUUUACUCUAAACUUGAGCAGCUCGGGAAGACUAGUGAUAAAUAUGUUCCGAAUUUCCCUGGAGGAAAUGGAAGUGGUCUCAAUAUACUUGACGGCUUAAAUGAAAGUUUUGACACAUUGUCAGAUGGAAUGGAUAGAAAAUUGAAGAGAUCAGCCACUGACUUUCAAUUUGAUUGGGAAGAAGUUGAAAAAGAUGGAUAUACCUUCAGACCAGAUGCAAAUUAUUUUCAUGGCGAGACUUAUGAGCCUCAUGAGCUUGAUCUUACUAAGCCUGCAUAUCGUAAAUUUCCACAAAGGUAUGAGUUUGAAGUCACUACAAAGGAAGUUCUUCAAAAAGCUGAUUUCAGGAAUGUGAGGUUCGUUGCAAAUUUCAUAACUGAAGCUGGAGUUAUUAUUAAAAGAAGCCAGACAAAGAUUAGCGCCAAGGCCCAGAGAAAGAUUGCGAGAGAAAUUAAGACAGCUCGAGCUUUUGGUUUAAUGCCUUUCACAACUAUGGGGACGAAAUCAUUUACUUUUGGAAAGACUAUGGAAAAUCUUGAUGCAGACUUUCAAUAUGAUAGUUAUGAUAACCCUACAGCUGAUGAGGAUCUUGGAUACUAAAAGCUUACUGUUAGGGGCUGAAUCUGUAGAACAUGUAGUUGGGAUAGCAGCUACAAGCCGGCUCCUACCCUAUAAGAGCACACAAAAAAGUGUUGAUGGAAAAUAUGGUACUUGGUAAGCUGAAUCCCACUGUGCCUGUAACUCCAUGUUUCUGUUGUUAUGUAGGCUAUUCAGUUUUCAAUUCUAGUUUGGGAAUCCACAGCCAUUGCCAUUUUCAUGAGUAUGCCAAGCUCAUUAUAUUUUUUUUUUGGUUAUCUAGCAUAAAUCUGAAUAAGAGUAUAGCCAGUUUGCUGAACUAAGAUGAAUAAUAGUAAUGACAAAGCCAAAGGCCAUUUCUUGGA